Ornithodoros turicata is the source of this 3150-nucleotide messenger RNA. RefSeq lists its product as uncharacterized. Gene Ontology annotation, biological process: DNA integration. Gene Ontology annotation, molecular function: nucleic acid binding. Lineage: Eukaryota; Metazoa; Arthropoda; Arachnida; Ixodida; Argasidae. The coding region runs from base 1 to 3150 and encodes 1049 amino acids. The record is from RefSeq and is a predicted model, not a curated record. The transcript is spliced from 4 exons.
AUGGUCGUAUUCGGAGAUAUGGUACAAACUACAGAACUGAAGGUGCAAGAAUUUAUAUGCCGAAUGGGGAACUCUGGCAAGGCUGCUGCACAUCAAAGGGUUAGAGUUAAUCUUCGUUCACAGUACUCUUCACAAGAGGUGACCAUUGAAGCCUUAGAAAUCCCGGAAAUAGGCAUGAGCAAUCUUCCCGAGGUUGAUCCCAAGACCGUUGAUGAACUGAGUAAGGCUGGGAUGAGCAUAGCUGAUGUGCACGCAGUCUGCAACUCUACGACAGACGUAGGUGUCCUACUCGGCGCAGACUUCUUCGCACCUGUUGUCAGUGGUAGGCAGCAUCGACUACAUGACAAUCUUGUUGCUUGGGAAGCGGUUUUUGGCUGGACGCUACAAGGACGGUCCGGAGUGCAAGCUGGAGACCACACCGCCAUCUUACACGUCAUGGUCUCCAACCCUUCUAACGAUAUGUCUACGGUGCUACAGUCCUUCUGGAAUUUAGCGCACCUUGGAAUAACGGCAGACAACGGACAGUCACCCGACAAUAACUCUGUAUUACAGAAAUUUGAGGACUCUGUUAUGCUUGUCGAUGGAGACCAGGAAGUCAUGAACCAGUAUGAUCAAGUCACCCGUCAAUAUUUUGACAGUAAUCAUGCAGAACGUGUCAACCCGGAGAAUGCUGUGAAGGGACCAGUUUACUAUUUGCCGCAUCAUGCCGUGAUACGGCCUGAUUUCUACGACGACGACCUAGUUAUCAGCGUGGACACAACGGCAGAUGCAGAAAUGCUAUACGAGGAGACUUGCCAGAUUUUCUGUAAUGCCGGCAUUAAGGUAAAGAAAUGGAUCACAAAUGAUGACACCUUACUCCGACGGAUGUUUCAAGACUCCAAUGCCUCAAUCGAGUCAGUCACGGGCCAGACAAAGAAGGUGUUAGGGGUGAUAUGGGACCUGCAACAAGACCAACUCCGGUGUUCUCUUCCAGCAAUGAGCACCUCUUUGGAAAACGAAGUUACCAAGAGACAAGUUCUACAGACCGUUUCGAAGAUAUACGACCCACUCGGCUUGAUAUCCCCUUUUUCGAUUACCGGGAAAAUCAUCUUUCAAAGGAUUUGGUUGGGGGGCUUGGAGUGGGAUGAUCCUUUGCCAGAAGACUUGAAAGUCACUUGGGACCGUUGGAGUGCGGAGGUACAGGAGUUGACAGAGCUGGCCGUUCCUCGGUUCAUAAAGGGUCCGUCGUCUAAUGUAGCUACUAUGGUUCAUCUCUUCGCCGAUGCCAGUCCGGUCGCAUACGGCGCUCUAGCCUAUAUCGAGACGACGUCGGAAGACGGCUUGAGCUCAUGGCUGCCCUACUUGCGGCGCGCCUAUUAUCGGUUCGUCUGCGAUGCCCUAGAGGUGCAGCUAGACUAUGUCUGCUGGACUGACUCCUCUAUAGUCUUGCACUGGAUAACGGGAUCUGCCACCAAAUGGAAGCCGUUCGUUGCUAACCGUGUCAAAGAGAUCAACGAGCUCACUAGCAAGGACAGGUGGCGUCAUUGCGCCGGAGACGACAACCCGGCUGAUCUUCUCACGAGAGCUCAUCAGCUGAAGAAUUCCGACCACUGGUGGAAGGGACCAGGAUGGCUCAGUACUCCGGAAGCAUGGACGCAAGCGGUUCACGCAAAGUCUGCUCGUCACAACGACGAGGCGUUGGAAGAGCUGUGUGUUGAAGUGCACGUGUCGCUGGUCAUUGUUCCUGAGGUUGUCCUUUCCCCUGAGCAUUUUAGUGGAGCCACUAGACUUAUUAGGGUCACCGCCUGGAUUCUUCGCUACAUUCGUAAUCUGAGAUGUUCGCAAGGUAGACAGCGCGGUCCUCUCUCUGCAGAUGAGUUGAAGCGAGCGGUACGGUAUUGGAUUUCUUCUACCCAAGCCAAGUUUCUCCCGCCGACUUCCCCUAUUCUCGACAACUUCCGCUGCUUCCGCGACGACGACGGUAUUCUUCGUCUGCUGGGAAGACUGCAACUCUCUGAGCAGUCGACGGCGGUGAAGCAUGCUAUCCUUUUGCCACCAGCCUCCGAAGCGUGGUUUACGCGACUACUGAUCCUGCGUGAACACGCGCGGAUGUCUCACGCUGGAGUUCAAGAAACGCUCCAUCAACUGAGGGAGGAGUUUUGGAUUGUCAGAGGGAGGCAGUCGGUGAAGUUUGCUCUCCAUCACUGCUACCUUUGUCGCCGCCUAAAGACUCGUGCCUGCACAGAGGAAAAAGCGCCCUUUCCAAAGGCUCGCGUUACCCAGCAGUUUCCUUUCGAGGUGGUGGGCGUUGACUUUGCCGGUCCACUUUACUAUACGAAGUCCGGCGGCGCUCAUCGGAAGUCUUACGUCGCGUUAUUCUCCUGCGCGGUUACCCGGGCAAUACACCUGGAGCUGGUGACUGAUCAAGGAUUCAACACCUUUUUAAUGGCAUUCAACCGGUUUGUCGCGCGUAGAGGCCUGCCCAAAAAGGUAUACUCAGACAACUUCCUCACUUUCAAGAAGGCAUCUCGUCAAAUCCCGGCCACGCUGCCCACGCAAUUCCAGGACGUGCUAGACCAUGCUGCAUCUCGUCGAGUCACGUGGGAAUUCAUCGUAGAGAGGGCAGCGUGGUGGGGAGGCUUCUGGGAGCGCAUGGUACGUUCAGUAAAGGAAGCGUUAAGGAGGACCCUGAAAAGAAGCGGGCUGAAUUUCCAGGAGUUACAGACGGUACUCACUGAGGUUGAGGCGAUCGUCAACUCGCGGCCGUUGACUCACCUGUCGGAAGAACCAAAAGACACUCAGGCUCUUUCGCCAUCGCAUCUACUGCUAGGAAAGAGGUUGACAGCGCUACCACCGCUGAAUUCCUGUCGCGUAGCAUCAACACCCUCUGAUCCCGCAGGAGUACUGGAGUCAAGGGAAAGGCUCCUGAACGCCUAUUGGAAGAAAUGGUCCGCAGAAUAUUUGCUGCAGCUACGAUCUGCCAACCUCAGUCGCCGAGCGGCCCCCAGCCAUAUCCAGCAACACGAUCUAGUCUUGCUUGCAGAUCAACGGACGCCCCGAAUGCUACGGAAGCUUGCACGUGUGGAGCAAGUGCAUCCGGGCCGUGACAAUCGGGUCCUGUCAUGCACUCUGAAACAGUGUUGCGGAUUUGGCCACUCAAAUCGGAUUUAA